AUGAAGGAUCUGAUAGAAAAGCAGAAGAACAGGCUCAAGCAAAAGGUAGAUGAAUUGGAGACGAGACUCAAGACGGAAUCCGACGCCAGGGAUGAAAUGGAGAGCGAGGCUCGUAAGGCCAAGCUCGACCUCAGGCGGAUGGAGCGCGAACUGAAGGCCGCUGUUGAAGAUAGGGACAUGUUGGAGAAGGAGGUCAAGGAAAAAAGAGAUGAAAUCAGGAGCCUCAAGCGCAAAAUAGACGAGUUGGAGUUCAACCAGCCCUCGAUCAACUCUCGCACCUCCUCCCAACGCCCUGGCACCACUGAGGACUCAGCCGAGGUCAAGGCAGAGCUGGAGAAGCUCAAGAAGCAGCUGGCGGCCGAGACCAAGGCGAAGGAAGAGCUGCAGGAACAGCUGAACGCUGCCUCGAGCAGGCGAGGCGCCUCGGAGCGGGACGUCGGGCGAGGCACGAGGGAGCUCGACAAGCUGCAGCGCGACCUGGACGACGCCAACAAGCGACACAAGGAGACCGAGAAGGAGAAGCAGGAGGCGCUGGACAAGGUGCGCGAGCUGGAGGCCAAGGUGCGCGAGGAGAAGAGGCUGAAGCUCAGCAUCGAGGACGAGCUCGACACGCUCAAGCGCGCGGCCCAGCGCGCGGAGCGCGAGGAGAGCCGGGCCAGCAGCCGGCGGGGCGCCAGGGAGGACCGCGAGACGCAGGAGAAGCUGGAGCGACUCGAGAAGGAAUCCAAGGAAUGGGAGCGCAAGUAUCAGGAGGAGCGCAAGGCCAAGGACGAGGAGCGACGCAAGCGAACCGACGUCGAAGACGAGGUGCGGCGGCUGGAGCGCGAGCGCGAUCGGGAGAAGCGGCGGGAGAGCUACAGCAGCUCCAGGCGUCGGCCCGGCGGCGACGACGAGUCGGAGAAGAAGCUCGCCGAGCUCACCCAGGAGGUGGAGAAGCUGAAGGCCGAGAAAGAAACGCUCACCAAGGAGGCCGCCCAGACCAAGGCCGAGCUCGAGGAGGAGUCGCGCAAGCGCAAGGAGGAGGAGGAGAAGAGCGCCGAGCUCGAGGAGGAUAUCACCGACAUGGAGAAGAAGAUCAAGAGCCUCAUGGAGAAGGUCGCCCAGGCCUCGCAGGCUUCGGCGGCCCCGGCGGCGGCGGCCAACAACCCCGAGCUGGAGAAGACCGUGGAGAAGCUCAAGAAGCAAAACGAGCAGCUGAAGAACGAGCUCACGAUUCUCGAGGGCGACCUGGAGGAGGUCGAGAAGAAGAGCGCCAAGGCGGACAAGGAGAAGAAGGCCAUGCAGAAGGGGAUCGACGAGAUGGAGGAGGAGAACGAGCGCCUCAGGCGCGAGAAGAUGAAGCUCAAGAAGGAGGUCGAGACCCUGCUGCUCGACGACAGCGGCGGCAGCGACACCAAGGUGAGCGUGCUCAUGGCCGAGGUCGACGAGCUCAAGGAGAAGCUCGAGCUCGAGGCCGAGGAGCGCACCGAGGCCGAGGCCCUGCACAAGCAGGAGAUGCAGCUCAUCGAAGACGAGAAGCUCGAGCUCGAGUCCGAGCUGGCCACGCUCAAGAAGAAAGUGCAGGAGGAUCGCGCCAAGCUCCAGGAGGAGAUCGAACAGCUGGAAGAGCAGCGCGAUAAGCUGCUCAAGGAGGUCAAGGCGCUCAAGAGCGGCAGCGGCGCCGCCGUGUCCGCGUCGCCCACACAGUCGCCCCACGGCAGCCAGCGCGGUGCCAGCAGCGGCUGCGACGAGGACGAGAAGGAGGACGACUUCGCCAAGGAGAAGACCGUCGAGCGGGAAGGCAGCGGCCGGGAGAGCGCCGUCGGCAAGAGCUCGCCCCUUGGCCGCGGUGCCAGCAGCCGAGCCAGCAAGGAGCCCAAGAAGCCCGAGAAGCCGCAGAAGAAGGUGCUGAUCCAGCUCAAGGGCAAGAACAGGAUCCACGUGCGGCAGGUCGAGCUCUCGAGCAAGACCCUCAACAAGGCCGACGUGUUCAUUCUCGAUCUCGGCGACAGGAUCUACGAUUGGAACGGCGCCGCCGCCGACAGGAAGAAGCGAGAGAAGGGCGUGGAAGUGGCCAACCGUCUGAGCGAGGAGAAGCGAAAGCGAGCCGUGGGCAAGAUCAAGAAGCCCGAAAUCAUCAUCUUGGAGGAUGGCCACAUGGAGCCGCCGAAGGACUUCUGGGACGCGCUGGGCGGCAGGCCCGACAGCAUCCCCACGGCCCCGCCGGGCGACGACGAGAAGAUGGAGAAGCAGUGGGAGGCGGCCGACAAGCUCUACAGGGUCAACCCCGGUAACGAGCUGUUCCCCAUCGACAGCAAGUUCACCAAGGCCAAGCUGGACACCAAGUUCAACUUCAUCUUCGACUGUCACGAGGAGAUGUACUACUGGUGUGGCAAGGCAACGGACAAGAACAGGCGCGAGGAGAACAUGAAGAAGGCCAAGGAGCUGUUCGCCAAGAAGACAGACCGUCCCAAAUGGUCGACGCUCAAGAAGAUCAACGAGGGCAUGGAGCCAGUACUGUUCCAGGAGAAGUUCCACCAGUGGUUCACCACCGACUCCCGGUCAUCGAAGAGGGCCUCGUCUCGGGCCUCUCCGGCUGCGGGCAAUGAGAUGCGCGAGGAGGGCAGCGUCGAUCAGAUCCUGAAGGAGUACGAGAAGACCUACACCCACCAGCAGCUCAAGGACGGCGACUACCCGGCGUCCCUCGACACAACGAAGAAGGAGGCGUAUCUCUCGGAAGCCGAGUUCCAGAGCGUGCUUGGCAUGUCGAAGGCCGAGUUCAAGAGACAGCCCAAAUGGAAGCAGGACCACUUGAAGAAGGAAAAGGAACUCUUCUAG
Acanthamoeba castellanii str. Neff is the source of this 2817-nucleotide messenger RNA. RefSeq names its product villin headpiece domain containing protein. Gene Ontology annotation, molecular function: actin filament binding. The transcript has 10 exons. Gene Ontology annotation, biological process: cytoskeleton organization. The record is from RefSeq and is a predicted model, not a curated record. Lineage: Eukaryota; Discosea; Longamoebia; Acanthamoebidae. The coding region runs from base 1 to 2817 and encodes 938 amino acids.